AGGGUAUAAGUAAAGAUAAUAAUAAUAAUAAUACCUAUAUAUUGUAUUGAUAUUGAGUUCAUUAAAUUUCAUUAAGAAACAAUGAGAUCGAGAUGUUGAAAUAUAAUAAUAAAUGAAGAUAAACAGCUCGUUAGGCUCUGUCCAUCAAUACGGAACCGUGACUUCGCAGAGAAGGCGCAGUCGCGAAGAAAUGUCUGAGUAGGACUUGCGCACUAACUAUCACCUCUCUGCCAUGUAUUUGUAAGAGAUACAUAAAAUGGAUACUACAUUCUAACACAAAGACUCUUAGAAUUUAUGGCAAUUGUGAUAUACGUAGGUAAAAUGAUUGUAACACGCUGUCUAGGCGAAAUUAAAGGGGGCUUUUAUCACGGUGGUGAUAGGAAUUGAAAUGUUUUUACAGAGUCGCGUCAUAGUAGUCUGGUUAUCCUGGCUCGUUGGUGGCGUCUGUGGAGUUAUUAUACUUUUGAUUAUUAUUUGUUAUUGCCGUCUAAUGCCUCGUCACCAGAAAUCAUUCGAUGAACAGUAUCUCAAAGAGAACUACACGAUCAAGGAAAAUCAUGUCUACUCCAGCCAAGGCAAUUACAGUAGAGUUAGAAGUACAGAGGUGGCGCGGCCCCCGCGGCCCGCCAGCUACGCGGGCGACCGCGACCGGCAGGCGCCGCGCGCGCCCCCGCCGCCCCCCGCGCCCGCGCCCGCGACCGCGCCUGCGCAGUACGCCUCCAGUGGCAUGUUGGACGAGCUGGAGUGCGCGGAGAGCGGCGAGGGCGCGGAGGCGCUGAAGACGCGGUCGUUGCCGGCCUUCCUGCGCCCGCGCCCACGCCCGCUCUCCUCCGAAGCUGACCUGUACCAGCUCUACGCCAAGGUGAGCCAGAGCAAGAAGCACAAGAGUCGCAUGCGCAGCGAGCACGCAGCCAUCAUCGCGCUGAGCAAGUCGCGCAGCCAGGCCCUCGACAUCGACGCCGGCGCCGUCAUCGUCUACGACCAGCGCACGCAGCUCUAGGCACCACCACUGUACUCCCACCAAGGCCAAACCGUUUUCACUUUUAUAAACGCUACGCUAAGGUACUGAAAUUAAUUAAAGGGCUGAUAUAGCUGGUUGUCACCACCCUUCUAGACGUGUUCCUACGCGAUGUCUGGAGAAUCAUUUAGGGGAGUUUUACCACCUGACCACAUGUCCCCGACAUACCACCUGGGGCCUGUUUAAUAAAACUUACAAUUGUAAAUUACUAUGACAAUUUGAUGUACAUUGCGAAGUGUGUGAUCACGAAUGUUUUGCAGUUUCAUAUUAGCUACGUAAUGAACACCAAAUUGUCGUUGUAAUUUACAAUUGUAAGUUUUAUGAAACAGGCCCCAGGUGAGAUUGUGGAGAUUGAUAUACUUCCCACGAGGCACGAGACACAACGUAUGUACUUACAUCGCCUUAGCGUAACGUUAACGAUUGCGAAAGCAUAUGGCGGGGCUCUCAUUCUUUCAACCGGCUCUUUUACACUCUUAGUCACAAUCAUCCCCAAACCACUUUUCUUCUCGACACAGUUUAAAUUACAUAAUCGAUAAUACAAACCAUUGUUUACAUAUCUCGUACAGUACUCUUUGUUUCGAGUAUUUUUACACUUUGAUUAUCUUAGAAUGUUGUUCCAUCCGAAAGUUUGUAAUGUUGAGACCAGGUUGUUUAGUAGGUAACGUUAGACUAAGUAUUAACUAUUAUCUGAAGGCCUAAUGUGGUACACUGUAUCGUACCAAUGUUUGUCUACGAAUUAACAUUAUACACGAUUGGCAAAGUUGUGAUUGAUAAUGUGAUAUGAAUUAAGUACGUAACUAUUUGCAAAAA
Molecule: messenger RNA, 1828 nt
Organism: Pectinophora gossypiella (pink bollworm)
Lineage: Eukaryota; Metazoa; Arthropoda; Insecta; Lepidoptera; Gelechiidae
Exons: 6
Coding region: 389-1000 (203 amino acids)
Source: RefSeq, a predicted model, not a curated record